Messenger RNA from Malania oleifera, 2174 nucleotides. RefSeq names its product UPF0481 protein At3g47200-like. NCBI's taxonomy places the organism in Eukaryota, Viridiplantae, Streptophyta, Magnoliopsida, Santalales, Ximeniaceae. The coding region runs from base 477 to 1883 and encodes 468 amino acids. The record is from RefSeq and is a predicted model, not a curated record. The transcript has 2 exons.
GCCACUCCGAGUUAGAAAAUUAAAAUUAUUUAUUUCAGUAAGAUGUUUUUGUGCUAGAUAUUUUGGAUGGAUUAAGAGCUACCCGGCGGCAUUUUCAGGCGGCCAUGGAAGCUUGAUAACACUCGACGAGUCUACGCAUGCGUCUCAAAUUUCUCAAAUUCUUCAAUCAGACCUAAAAAAUAGAUUAUACGAGAGUUUGGUUUGCGCAGCACAGUUUGGACGAAUUGCAAGGGAAAGGAAUCAUACAAACGGAUUCCAAAACGGGGGCAGGGAGACAAAUCUGAUCCAAAACUCUGUUCUGAGAUGCCAAGUCCCCGUAACUUCUAAUUCCCUGAGUUGCUACACAUGGAUAAGCAAAGCACUCAUAGCCACAUAUUGGAUUAGUCCAUUGGUAUUGGUAUACAAGUUAAUUUUGAAGGCAGAAAUGAAUCAAGGAUUUGAUUUCCAAGGAAGAGGGGUCUGAUUAGAAGAGAAAAAUGAUCAAACCAGACGCUGUCCGUGUGAGUGAAGACAGUGGUCCGUAUGUUUCUGGAGCGGCAGUGAUCAACAUAGAGAAGAUCAACAGUGAGCGGCUACAGUCUGCAUUGAUCUCUGGACUUAAGGAGAAAGGAACUGAAGCCUGCCCAAAGUGCCGUAUGCAGAAGGUCUCCCCAUUGAUGAGACGGAACAAAAUGAAUGACAAGUACUUCGACCCCUCGGUGGUUUCCAUCGGACCUUAUCACCAUGGAAAGAAAGAGCUUGAAGUUGCAGAAGAACUGAAGCCUAAAGUCGCAUUGGGUUUCAUCUCUAGCAGUGGACGCCAAGCUCAUGAAUUCUAUAACAAGAUCUUAGAGGUGACAGGCGACAGCAGGAAAAGCUACCUCGAGAAUUCAAUUGGUUAUUAUGACAAUGAAGCAUUUACCAAUAUGAUGUUCCUUGAUGGCUGCUUUCUUCUGCAGUUUAUUGACAGCGUUGCUCAUGAUGAUUUUCGGUUUCUGGAUGUUUUUGUUAAAGAAUUAGGCUUGAAAGGUUUCAUAUCAUUCUUCGUGGACAUCAUUUUGCUGGAGAACCAACUGCCUUAUGCCAUUCUCAUGGCACUCAUGAGUGUAAAGGACCAGGAAAAUGAGAGGGAAAAAGUGAUCAUUAGUUUGGAAAAUCUUAUCACUAAGUUCCUAGAGCAGUUUAAUGCAACUGUAGAAAUGGUGAGGCUUGCAGGACGAAAUUAUAAUCAAAAACCAGCUGUUGAAGAACCCAUUCAUCUUCUGCAAUUGGUGCGCAGAAAAUUUAUUGGCAAGGGAGAAGGAAAAGAAAAUCAUGCACAUAAAAAUGACAAAUAUACAUAUUUUAACUCCGUCAGAUCAGCUUUGGAGCUCAAAGCAAAAGGGAUCCACUUUCAAUGCAGCAACACCAACUUUUUGGGAGACAUUACUUUCACUUCCAAUUACUGGAGCUGUUUUGGGAAGCUAAUGCUUCCUCGAAUUGUAAUCGACGAUGUAUCAGUGCAUCUCUUUCUAAAUAUGAUAGCAUAUGAAACAGCCCCAAACACAACAGAUGGUUUUGAGGUCUCUGCUUACAUCUAUUUUCUGGAUUCGCUAGUGGAUGGCGCUGAUGAUGUGAAAGAGCUGCGAUCGCGGAAGAUACUCAGCUCAUUUUCAUGUGAUGAAGCAGUGUCAAAAAUGAUUUAUUGCAUGGGUGCAGAGGCUUCGCCAGACUUGUCUACUGUUCCGAGUGUUAGUAAGAGGAUUCAGGACCACUAUAAUAGUCGGCUCAGGGCUUGGAUGGCGCAGGCGUGGCAUUAUUACUUCAGGAGCCCUUUGGCUGUUGUUGCACUGGUUGUGGCUGUUUUUGUUAUUUUUUUGACUUCUGCCCAGACUUAUUUCACGGUUUAUCCCCCUCAGGGCUAGUGGCUGUGUAUUAGUCGGAAGAAGAGUGUGGGCUUGAUGAGAUUGUCACUAACGGAAUUUGACAAUUGGAAGCCUGUGUGUAAGUCUAAUAUUAUUCUGCUAAUGAAAUAUUGGAGGCAUCUGUAUAGACGCACUUAAUUUGCUUGUAUGGUAGAAGCCUACAAGUUCUUAUUUUCUUUUAUUGUUAUACAACAAAAGUCUUGUAUGGUAUUUCUUCUGCAACAGAGAGUAUUAAGAAUUUUCUACAAGUUUAUAAAAUUUAAAUAAAAUUAAAAAAGUUGAGUUUGUAUU